Messenger RNA from Antechinus flavipes (yellow-footed antechinus), 1316 nucleotides. It is a transcript of the gene APRT, whose product is annotated as adenine phosphoribosyltransferase. NCBI's taxonomy places the organism in Eukaryota, Metazoa, Chordata, Mammalia, Dasyuromorphia, Dasyuridae. Gene Ontology annotation, molecular function: AMP binding; adenine binding; adenine phosphoribosyltransferase activity. Gene Ontology annotation, biological process: AMP salvage; adenine salvage. Bases 39 to 581 code for a protein of 180 amino acids. Gene Ontology annotation, cellular component: cytoplasm. The record is from RefSeq and is a predicted model, not a curated record. The transcript has 5 exons.
CCGCGCCUGCGCAGUCCGCGCCUCCGCGAGGAGCAGGCAUGGCAGAGUCCCAGUUGCAGCUCGUGGCCCGGCGGGUCCGGAGCUUCCCCGACUUCCCCAAGCCCGGCAUCCUAUUCCGGGACAUCAGCCCUUUGCUAAAGGACCCGGAUGCCUUCAAGGCUUCCAUUGAACUUCUGGCUGAUCACCUGAAAGAAAACCACAAGACAAAGAUUGAUUAUAUUGCAGGUUUGGAUGCUCGGGGUUUCCUGUUCGGUCCCCCUCUGGCCCAGAAGCUUGGAAUUGGGUUUGUGCCCAUUCGAAAGCGGGGGAAGCUUCCAGGGCCCACGGUAUCCACCAGUUACUCUCUGGAGUACGGCCAAGCAGAAUUAGAGAUCCAGGAAGACGCCAUUGAGCCUGGCCAGAAGGUAGUGAUUGUGGAUGACUUGCUGGCCACCGGAGGUACCAUGGGGGCGGCCUGCAAGCUGCUGCAGAGUCUCAAGGCUGACGUGCUGGAGGGCCUGACCCUGCUGGAGCUGACAUCCCUCAAGGGCAGAGAGAAGGUGGCGCCCAUGCCCUUCUUCUCCCUGCUGCAGUACAAGUGAGGCCGGGCUGCCAGCCCCGGCCCCACUGGCAAGAAUUCGGACAGGUUUUUUACCUCCAUUGGGAGAGCCAGGCUUGGACCAGCACAGCCAAGUCCCUCUCACUGGACAGCUAUGCAAUGGCACCAUAAGCCAGCCAGCCUCCUGGAGAGGCACUUCCUCCCAGCAUCCUCCACGGGGGCUCUCACCCCUUUCUCCCCAAGAACGCAGCAUGCUCCCUGGUGCACCUUCCCACAACCACAGGCCAUCCUAGAUCCUUAAAUCGGAGGGAUGAAAAGUUGAUUUUGUGGUUUAGAAUUCAACUUAAGUGUUUCCCAGGCCAAUCAAUUCCCAUUUACUUGAGAGGUUGUAGACCUGCAUUGCCAGUGGCCUUAACCUCUCUGCCCCAGUCAGACUCCAAUUCUAGAGGGCCAAAGCCCUCCCAGAGUUCUGAGGAGGACCAUGUUUGUGACCAUAAAAGCCAUAGAAGCUUUGCCUGCACCAUCCAUGGCCCUGGCCCCAAGGCCCUCUGCAGGUGAAAGUGACCACUGCAGGUUCAACUCCUGGCCCCUCUUUUUAUGUUUUUCACUUUUUCCCAACCUAAGUUUCCCUAAGGCCCCUGGAAGGGCCGCUGCACAAGGAGGGUCAGCCAAGUAGCCUGGCCAUGCAGAUGUGCCCCGAGGGGAGCCCUGCCAUCUAUGCCCUUCAGAUUCCCGUCUGGUGCUGUCUGUAUUUGAAGAUUAAAACAGUUAUAAUAAA